Messenger RNA from Paramecium octaurelia, 324 nucleotides. The record is from the annotation of a GenBank genome assembly. NCBI's taxonomy places the organism in Eukaryota, Ciliophora, Oligohymenophorea, Peniculida, Parameciidae.
AUGGAAAUUUAGUUCACAGAUGAGAAAUUCGAAUAUCAUUUUAGCGAUUAGAUAUAUGAAAAUUUAAGAGUUAUUGAUGACCCUUCGAAAGUAAAGGAAUAUUUCAUCAACUUAAUGAGUGAUUUUAUAAAAGAUAAGGAAGUAAAAAUUGAGCCAUUGAGUAAUCCAAAUGAGUAUUUGGCAUAAGUGGGGAAUGGAGACUGCUAUUUAAUAGAAGAAAAUAGAAUUUAUAAAUGCAAUUCUUUUUAAGCCCUGAAAUCAAAAUAUUUGCAAAACUGUUCAACAGCUUUAAGUAAUUUGAUUGAUCUAACCUUAAAUAAGUGA